Molecule: messenger RNA, 2023 nt
Organism: Meleagris gallopavo (turkey)
Lineage: Eukaryota; Metazoa; Chordata; Aves; Galliformes; Phasianidae
Source: RefSeq, a predicted model, not a curated record
AUGUCGCAUGCUGUGGUGGCACCAGCUCCAAAAGGCUAUCUUGGAGCUGCGGAGAUUUUGGGGAAGAGUAAGAGCAACAGCUACGAGUCUGGAAAAUCUGCUGUACGAGGAAUAACUAAAAAGCACCUGACGUUCCAGAACCUGCAGGAGCACCUCGACCGGUUGCUAGCAGAGGAGAAUGGCUCUGAAGACAGCCAAGAUCAGUUAACAGAGGGCCGGCUCGGUCCCUCUACUGUGGUGCUUGACCACACGAGUGGCUUUGAGGGGCUCCUGCUGGUUGAUGAUGACUUACUUAGGCGGGGGGGCGGGGAUGUGGCACCUGAUGGGAGUGAGCUGGUGCUGCUGGUGCUCUUCCCAGAAGAUCUCCACCUCCUGCAGUGUCAGCUCCGUGGUGAGGGGCACUUGCAGGAGGAGGGCCAGAAAGAGCUGGGGGAAGAUGGCCUGGGCCUCCUUCAGGACCAGAGGCAGCUGGAGUAUCUCCGGCAGAGCUUUCUGAAGUGCUCCUGUGUGUGUUUAUUCCCUAGAAAGCACCUGACGUUCCAGAACCUGCAGGAGCACCUCGACCGGUUGCUAGCAGAGGAGAAUGGCUCUGAAGACAGCCAAGAUCAGUUAACAGAGGGCCGGCUCGGUCCCUCUACUGUGGUGCUUGACCACACGAGUGGCUUUGAGGGGCUCCUGCUGGUUGAUGAUGACUUACUUAGGGUGAUUGGCCACAGUAACUUUGGCUCUAUCAGGGCCACAAUGUGCGUGUACAAAGGGAAAUGGAUUUAUGAGGUGCUUAUCUCCUCCCAGGGACUCAUGCAGAUUGGCUGGUGUACUCUCAACUGCAGAUUUAAUCAGGAGGAAGGAGUUGGAGAUACGCCAGAUUCCUAUGCGUAUGAUGGCAAUAGGGUGCGCAAGUGGAACGUGACCACUACCAACUAUGGCAAAUCUUGGGCUGCAGGAGACAUCGUCAGCUGCCUGAUAGACCUUGAGGAAGGCACUAUUGCUUUCUGCCUGAAUGGCAUCUCUCUAGGAACUGCUUUUGAUAACAUCACGAGAGGUGCUGGAAUGGCUUACUUCCCUGCCAUCAGUCUCUCGUUCAAAGAGUCUGUUGCUUUUAACUUUGGAAGCCGUCCACUUCGUUAUCCAGUGGAAGGCUACCGCCCCUUGCAAGAUCCUCCUGUUGCAGACCUCGUGAAGGCUCGCAAGCUGCUGGGCUUCCUGAAGAAUGUGAUCCAUAUCGGGAUCGAUGUGACGGAGGGGAAGCUGGUGGAGAAGGAUGCAUCCACGUGGCAGCUGCAGGGAGAACCCACAGUGCUGAUUACAUUGGCCCACAUCUUCAAUUAUUUCUCCCCUCUUAUGUGCAAGGUGUAUCUGGUGGAAGAUGUGCUCAUGACCUUCCUGUUGAGCAUCCUGGAGCGAGGUGGGGCAGUGGAGGCCCAUCCCCUUAUUCAGCAGCUGCUGGAUCUCAUGUGGCUUCUCAUGGAGGAAUAUGAAGUGCACGAGUGCCUCAAGCAGCUACUGAUGUCACUGCUACGGGCCUACAGGUUCUCUCCUAUCAUCCCAGACCUAGGAUUACAAAUUCACUACCUCCGGCUCACCAUUGCAGUCCUGAAGCAUGAGAAAUCCAGGAAAUACCUCCUCAGCAAUGUUCUCUUUGAUGUGCUCCGUUCAGUUGUGUUCUUCUACAUUAAGAGCCCGCUGCGUGUGGAGGAGGCUGGUUUGCAGGAGCUCAUUCCCACCACGUGGUGGCCGAACCGCUUCACCAAGGAGGGCAAGGAGAGCAAGGAGGUGAAGGAGGAGAGUGCUGAGGAAAGACUGAGGCGGCGGGCGUAUGAAAGAGGCUGCCAGCGGCUCAAGAAGUGCAUUGAAGGUCUGUGAGGAAGGAGAGAGAUUGCCAAGAUCCCAUUCUUUGUGUGCAGCCAGAGGGAUCAACCCACGAGCUGUUUCCAAAUCGCCUUCCAGACCUGACAUGCAGCUGUGUUCCCAUCACAAAGGCUGCACUGCAGAGGCAGAGGCCAGCCAUGGCCACUGUCACCUG